Messenger RNA from Polistes dominula (European paper wasp), 25650 nucleotides. RefSeq names its product dystonin-like protein short stop (gene shot). Gene Ontology annotation, molecular function: microtubule binding; structural molecule activity; calcium ion binding. Gene Ontology annotation, cellular component: intermediate filament; hemidesmosome; cytoplasm. The record is from RefSeq and is a predicted model, not a curated record. NCBI's taxonomy places the organism in Eukaryota, Metazoa, Arthropoda, Insecta, Hymenoptera, Vespidae. Gene Ontology annotation, biological process: intermediate filament cytoskeleton organization; cytoplasmic microtubule organization; wound healing.
ACGAACGAGACGCCAUACAGAAGAAGACCUUUACAAAAUGGGUGAACAAACACUUGAAAAAGGCAAGCAGACAUGUCGGAGAUUUGUUCGAGGACCUGCGGGACGGGCACAACCUUAUAUCUUUAUUGGAAGUACUUUCAGGAGAACAUCUUCCACGAGAAAGAGGAAGGAUGCGUUUCCACAUGUUGCAAAACGUACAAAUGGCAUUAGAUUUUCUUCGUUACAAGAAAAUCAAGCUCGUUAACAUACGUGCCGAGGAUAUCGUUGAUGGAAACCCUAAAUUAACCCUUGGACUCAUUUGGACAAUUAUACUUCAUUUCCAGAUAUCAGAUAUUGUAGCAGGUCAAGAACCAAACGUGACAGCACGUGAAGCAUUAUUGAGAUGGGCUAGAAGAUCAACGGCACGUUAUCCUAAUGUCCGUGUGACAGAUUUUACUUGUUCCUGGAGAGAUGGUUUAGCGUUUAGUGCACUUCUCCAUAGAAACCGUCCAGACCUAAUCGAUUGGAGAGGUGCUCGUGCAAGUCAAACUAGAGAACGGCUGGAACGGGUCUUCCACAUCGCUGAGCGCGAGUACGGCGUUACGAGGCUUCUCGAUCCAGAAGAUGUUGAUACACCAGAACCGGACGAGAAGUCUUUGAUAACGUACAUCUCAUCGCUCUACGAUGUGUUCCCGGAGCCACCCCCUAUUCAUCCCUUGUACGAUACAGAAGCCCAAAGACGUUCAGCUGAAUAUCGUUAUCUCGCUAGCUCUCUACACCUUUGGAUUCGUGAAAAGAUGACAUUGGUACAGGACAGAUCAUUUCCGCCAACGUUAAUUGAAAUGAAAAAACUUGCUGCCGAUAGUUCGAAGUUCAAAAAUGAGGAAGUACCACCUAGAUACAGGGACAAACAAAGAUUGUCAUAUAUAUUUCAAGAUUUGCAAAAAUAUUUUGAAGCAGUUGGCGAAGUUGACAUGGAACCGGAAUUACAUAUCGAUGUUAUAGAAAAGAAUUGGAACAAAUUGAUUAUGUUACAUCAGGAAAGAGAACAAAUGAUCAUAGAUGAAAUCAAACGACUCGAACGGCUACAACGACUUGCUGAGAAAGUUCACCGAGAGAUGAAGUCUACCGAUAAUCGUUUGGAAGAAUUAGAAAGACGUGUGGAAGACGAAGCCAGACGUUUAGAUCGUCUUCAUCCAUUAGAAGCUAAACAUGCGGUGGACCUGCUGGAACAGGACAUUCGCAAUACAGAAACUCAAAUACAAAAUAUUUUUACCGAUGUACACACACUCACUGAAGGCAGAUACAGUCAAGCUGCUGAACUUCAUAAAAGGGUACAGAAAUUACAUCAACGUUGGGUAGCAUUACGUUCGCUUUUGCACAAACGUUUGGUCCAACCACUUUCCGCAGUGUCUUUCCCUGUUGAAGAACGAGUUGUAACGAAACAUCGAACGACAGUUCACGAAACGAGAUUGGUAGAUACCAAUCCACAUUUCCGUUCAUUACACGACUGCAUCGAUUGGUGCAAGGCAAAGAUUAAACAAAUUCAAGAAGCUGAUUAUGGUUCAGAUUUGCAAAGCGUACAAAACGAAUUCGACGUUCAUCAGAAGGAACAUAAAAAUAUCGAACAAUUCCAUACGAAAGUAGACAAAUGUGUUCAAGGAAAAAAUAAUUUCCAUGGGGAAGAAUUGACAUUGUACAGUCAACAUUUAAGUACAUUGCAAAAACUUUAUUCCGAACUUUUGGCAUUGUCCAAUAAAAGACUAUCAGAUUUAGAUACUUUGCAAGAUUUCAUACAAUCUGCCACUGGAGAACUUGUUUGGCUAAAUGGUAAAGAAGAAACCGAAGUUACACGAGAUUGGGCUGAUAGGAACUUAAACGUUCAAAGCAUCGAACAGUAUUACGAGCGUACUUAUGGGUCUGGUAUUGAGUCUCUGAUGAGUGAUUUGGAGAAACGAGAGAUUCAAUUUUCCGCUGUACAAGAUAGAGGAGAAGCAUUGGUGUUGCAACAUCAUCCAGCGGCAAAAACAAUCGAGGCAUACAUGUCAGCUAUGCAGAGUCAGUGGGCUUGGUUAUUACAAUUGACCCUUUGUCUGGAGGUACAUUUGAAACACGCUGCCCAUAGUCAACAAUUUUUCAAAGACAUUCAUCAAGCUGAAUUAUGGAUAUCGAAGAUUGAUGAAACACUUAACACGGUUUAUUCGGAAUCUGAUUUUUCAUUGGACGAGGGUGAACGUUUGUUGAAGGGUAUGCAAGAACUUAGAGAAGAACUCAACAAUUAUGGCGAACGUGUACAAAAAUUAGUUGAACAAGCUAAAGAUAUUGUACCAAUGAAACAAAGAAAACGACCAGUAACCAGACCAUUGCAAGUUACAUGCGUUUGCAGUUACAAACAAGUCAAUAUGUCAAUCGAGAGAGGAGAACAAUGUACACUUUAUGACAACUCUGGAAGAGUUAAAUGGCGUGUUAAGAAUGCACAAGGUGUUGAAUCACCUGUACCAAGCGUUUGUUUCGCAUUACAUCCACCUGACAAAGAUGCAUUGGAUGCUGCCGAAAGAUCAAGACGACAAUACGACAGAAGUGUGUCCUUGUGGCAACGUAAACAACUUCGAUUAAGACAAAACAUGAUAUUUGCUACGAUCAAAGUAGUCAAAGGUUGGGAUUUGCCACAAUUUUUAGCAAUGGGACAAGAUCAACGUACUGCAAUAAGAAAAGCAUUGAAUGAGGAUGCUGAAAAAUUAUUGAGCGAGGGUGAUCCAACCGAUCCACAAUUGAGAAAAUUAAAACGCGAGAUGGCCGACGUUAACAAAUUGUUCGACGAUUUUGAGAAACGUGCGAAAGCCGAGGAGGAGUCGAAAAAUGCUGGUAGAAUUUUCAACGAACAGGUGUCCACGCUUCAACAAGCAUUGAAUGAAGCUGAACGAAUUAUAAAUGCACGUAUUGCUGCACCAUUGCCGAGAGAUUUGGACAGUCUCGAACAUUUGGUAUUGGAACACAAAGAUUACGAACAAAAUUUCCAACAGUUAGCAUCAGAAGUUGAUCAAGUACAACAAACAUUCCGCGGUAUUACAUUGAAGACACCAGCUAUGAGAAAUAAACUGGACAGUGUCGUUAACAAAUGGAAUCAUCUUUGGAAUCUUAACAAUCUUUACAUCGAACGUUUGAAAUGCAUUGAAAUUGUAUUGUCAAGUAUAGAAGAAAAUACAACAGCCAUAUCCGAAUUUGAAAUAAAAUUAGCAUCAUUCGGUGAAUUACCGUCUGACGUUAAAGGUUUACAAAAUGUUCUUGAAGAUUUGAUGAUAUUACAAAACGCAAUAGCUCAACAACAGUCAUCCGUUGAUCAAUUGAACGAUGAUGCUCACAACGCAAGACGUCUAGUUGAAAAAUCAAGACAUAAUCAUCACGGACCACACGGUGAUAUGGACAGAUUGGACUCCGAGGUCAACAGAUUGAAUUCUAGGUGGAUUAACGUUUGUGGUCAAUUAGUUGACCGAUUACGUAGUGCGGAAGCGGCUUAUAGUCUAGCACAACAAUACCAUAAUUCAUAUCAAAAUGAAGUUGAUUUCAUUGACGAAUGUUAUAACAAACUCGAAUUGGAAAAUGCUAAGAAUUUAUUAAACAAAGUUGUGGAUCGUGCACCAGCUAUCGAAGCAGUCAAUGUUACCGGUGGAAGAUUCAUACGUGAAGGAAAGAUCUAUGGACAAAGGCUCAGAGCAUUCAAAGAACAACUGGAAGAAGUUUGUCCAUCGUUGGACGCAUCCGUUAAAAGACCACGUAGAGAACCGGUAACUACGGUGGAUGGAAUCGCACGUGACCUUGACACACUCAAUAGAAAAUAUACAACCCUGUUGAAUCUACUACAAGAACGAGUUAGGCAGUUGGCCUUGCUUUAUCCCGAUGAUAUCUCAUUACAGCGUGCUCUGCAAGAGCAACGACCCUUGCGCACGUUCAGAACGGAAUUUAACAUCUACGAGAGUACUACUAGCGAGGAACGUUAUUCCUCGACAACUACCCAUUACACUCAAUCGCAAUUUAUCUCGGAAAGACACGAGUCUACUGAGACAACCAGUAUCAGUAGCGAUUCAAUUCGUCGUAGUACGAGUCGUGAAUCUUCCCCAUUGAAACGUGCUAGAACAGAGGGUCAACAAGAUGUCGGUUAUUCGUCACGUGUCAGUGGUGUUACGACAGAAACCACAACGACAACAGCGACGGAUUCAACAACGACCGAUGCAAUACGAAAUAACAACCAGAACAACAUCAUCAACAGCAACAGUAACAUCAACAACAGCAUGCAAUUUAGCGAAAUUAGGAAUCUUAAGAGGAUACACAGGGCCGAGGAGGGUAUCAGUACUGACAACGUGAUAGAUGCUAGGGGUAUAGUUAAUCCAAGUACCGGGAAGGUACUUACAGUUGGCGAAGCUAUAAAACUUAGGAUUCUUGAUGUUAGAAAUGGUAGAAUAGUAACUUCGAUUGAUACGAAGACAAGCGUAACUAUCGAGGAAGCUGCUAGAAUGAAUUUGAUAGAUGGAAAUCUGGCUAAUCGAUUGUUGGGACCUUAUGGGUAUACCGAAGAUGGUCGACACAUCUCUUUGCUCGAGGCUAUUCAACAGGAGCUAUUUGAUGCCGAGAGAGGGGAUGAUAGAGUUAAGGUAACGACCAUUUUAUCGACGGGUGUUAGCGUUGCCGAUGCGAUGAGCGAGGGUUUGUUGGAUCCUAUAACCGGUCAGGUUGUUACGGGAAACGGUCAAAGGAUCUCCAUUGAGGAGGCAUACUCUAAAGGUUAUUUAACUAAAUUAGAUGUCACGGUUAAAGUUAAAAAGAACGCAUUAGCACUUGCCGACGCUAUUUCUCAAGGUCUUAUCGAUGAUAAGUUAGGUCGUAUUCUUGAUAGAAUUACCGGGGAAUAUUAUUUGUUAAACGAGGCUAUAGAUAAAGGUGUCAUUGAUCCUGAUAUUAAAGAAAUUGUCGAUGCACGUAACGAUACCAAGUUGACGGUAGCCGAAGCUAUACAGCAAGGUAUAUUGAACACUAAUCGGGGUAGGUAUAUGCACAAUUUGUCAAUGGAAACAUUAACAUUGAAGGAAGCACGUAGAAGACAACUCAUCGUUAAACCAAUGACGCUUAAAGAUUGUUGCGAUUUGGAGAUAAUUGAUGAAACCGGUAGGAUUGCUAGUCCUGCUCAUAGAAAAAAGUUGACGGUAUUGGAAGCCAUAUCGAAAAAUGUCUUAGAUUCGGAGAAUCUCAAAUCGAUAACGGAUACCAAAGCUGGUGAACCGAUCACUUUAUCGGAUGCUUUGUCUAAAGGUGUCGUCAAACCGGAAGGUACAUUCAAAGAUACUUUGAAGGAUGAGGAAUUGAGUAUACAGGAAGCAGUUGAUAAAGGAUUGGUCAUGUCAAUCUCGCAAAAGACUAUUUUUGAUAUCGACGGUUUUAAAGAUCCAAUCUCGGGUGAAUUCAUCAGCUUAAACUCUGCCCUUUUGAAAGGUUUGAUCAGUCCAAAAUCAGGUGGUUCUUACAUAGUCGAUUUAAAAACUGGAAAGACAGUUCCAUUGAACGAAGCUGAAGAACAGGGUUUUGUCAGAUCAACGGUGUCAGAGAUGCUCAAUUGUGGUAUCGGAAUUACAGAAGAGGGUCGUGAAAUUAGCGUAUUGGAAGCUGUUUUAUUGGAAUUGGUCGAUCCCAAAUCAGGUCAAUUAUUGGAUCCACGAACUAAACGAGUUGUUCCUUUGGAAGAUGCAAUUAAACGUGGAUUAAUCACUCCGGAUGGUGCUGCGUUGCUGACGAGUUUAUUAAACAUUGCUGUGACUACUCAAACAGUUACGAAAACUGUUAAAAGAUAUGUGACUGUGUUAGAAACUGGAGAAGUUAUCAAUCGUGAUUGUAAAAUUACUUACACUGAUGCCAUCAAACGUGGAUUAAUUGAUCAAACUCAACAAAUCUUUACGGAUCCUGAUAGUGGAAAAAUCAUGAGUGUUCAUCAAGCCAUUGAAGAAGGUUUACUUGGCAAACGAUUGGAUGAAACACCUGGAGGUAAAGUACAUUUACCAUCAAAACAAGUUACUUUUGAAACAACUUUGGUUACAAACGUUGGAAACGUUGAUAGUUCUGAUGAAAGAGAGGAAUCCAAACCAAUGGCUAUUGGUACUACUACAACUAUCAUAACUAAAGAAAUAGUACCACCUAGUGAUAACAAAUUAGCACAAACUGCAACUAAACCAUCAAUGGUUUCGACAACUUUCAUACCAUCAUCAUCACCAGUCCAAUCAACUAUCAAAAAUGGUACGAUAUCUCCCAUGAAAACUAGUCCACCAUCUUCACCAGAUAAAAUGGACAGAUCUCGAUCCAAAUCUAAGAGUCCUACUGAACAAACAGAAGAACAGAAAACAAUAAAAGAUUCUAAUUCGUUCACAAAGAUUAAAAAAGAUACGAAUGAAACUAAAAUGGAGAUUCAAAGUUCAGUGACAACAACUAUUAGGAAUCAUAAAUCAGAAAUCAGUUCGUUUAUAGAAAGUGAACCUACUUCAACAGAAAAACGUGUUUUCGGGUUACCAACCGAUGGUUGGACACUUGCUGAUGCCAUUGAUCAGAAAUUGUUUGAUCCAGCAACCGGAUUAUUUAUUAUACCUGGUACCGAUCGAUUAGUAUCGUUUGAGGAAUGCAUAAAACUACAAAUAAUUAAUCCCAAAUCUGGAAUGGUCAUUGAUCCAAUGAACGGAAGGAAAGUAUCUUUGAUGAGAAGUUUGGAAAAAAAUAUUUUAGAUUCUACUGGACAUUACACUCAUCCACAAAAGAUUUCUAUGAAAGAAGCUAUUGAAAAACAAUUGGUAAUACUUCAAUUCAAAUCACCUGAUUCUGAAACAGCUAAUCAAAGACUUUUACAAAUUACUAAAAUUUCUGGCAAACCUGACAAAGUUGAAUUAACAAACGUGAAUGAUCCAACGAAGGACACUGAAAUCAAAGCAACAGACGAGUCAUCGAUCAUGGAUCCUGUGCAAGUGUCACGUGGUGUGAUUUAUGAUCCUGCAACUGCUUUGGUGAUCUCAACGGAUAACGGAACAUCUGCUGAUUUAUUAAAAGCUGUUAAAGACGGUACUUUGCAAUCGAAAGACGUGACAGUUCGUGAUCCUUCAACUGGUAAAAACAUUGCAAUGUCAGAAGCUGUAGAACGUGGUAUUUUGGAUUCCAGAACUGGCGAAUACAAAGUAGACGAUGACAGAAAAUUAUCUUUGAUCGAUGCAACGAAAUUUGGAUUGGUUGCAGUCGUUGGUGCACCUUUGGUAGCAGCAGCAGCUGCCGUUGAAGCUGUCAAGAAAACUAUGAUAAAGGAUCCAAAAACUGGUGAAAAAAUACCACGCGAAGUUGCCAUUGAACGUGGUUUAGUUCCACCUGAAGAAAUUUCGACGAAUGUUAAAUCAUCUUCAGCAGUUACAGCUACGGAAUCUUUGUUACAAGAUUUAAGAACAAGUUCAGAUGUUACAGGGAAAAAUGACACGAUCAAAGAUCAGAAAACAGGUGAACAAAUAUCAAAAGAAGUUGCCGUUGAACGUGGUGUCCUUUCACCGGAACAAAUUUCAACAAAUAUGGUAUCAUCACCAACAGUUACAGCAACGGAAUCGUUGCUACAAGAUUUAAGAACAAGUUCCGAUAUCAAAACGAACGAAACCUUAUUGACGAGUGAAAUAAAAUCAACGAGACAAGAAAAUGGUUUGGAAACCAAGGAUACGGUUGUUAGGAAACCAUCAACACCUGAAGAUGACCACGCUGAUGCCCCAACAUCUGUGGCAGCUAAAGCAAGAGCAAGAAUAACAACGGAACCAAAAUACACGGUUACCAUUGGUCAAGCAAGAUCAUUUUCUCAGAGUCCAGAAAGAGAAGCAAAACCAAUAGUCCUUCAAAAAAUGAAGAAGAGAAUUGUUAAAGCAAGCGAAGCUAUAGAAAGUGGCCUGAUCGAUGAAGAAACGGUCCAAGUUAUUGAAACCGAAAUCUCUGGGGAUGGAGAAAAGAAAAUGACAUUGUCCGAAGCUAUAGAAAGUAAUAAAAUCGGCGCUGAGAGUGGUAGAAUCGUAGAUCCACAAAGAGGUGAUGUUGUAUCGAUAAAGGAAGCAAUACAUCGUGGAAUCUUAGAUCCAGAAAAUGCAGAUUUACUUGUACCUUUAGCAAAAAGUCUAUCAAUUCCAGGAUUAUACAAACAAGGUCUGUUGGAUCCUCAAGAAGGCAAAGUUGUUCAUCCAGAAACGGGUGCUCAUCUUACUCUAAACGAAGCCAUUGUUUGUGGUAUAGUCGAUCCCUUGUCAAGAAUAAUUCAACCUAAUGGACAAUUGGAUACUUUAGAAAAUGCAAUUACAAAUGACGUGAUCGAUGCUGACAAAUCGUUGAUCAAAGUAGAAGGUGGUAGCGUUAAUUUAGUCAAAGCUGUAGAGACAAAUGUAUUCGAAAAUCGCGACCCAGGUAAAUUAUCCGAAUUGCCACCAGCUGGUAUGACAUUCCCAGUAGCUUUGAAACGUGGCUUGAUCGAUCCAUCCAAGAAUGAAAUAAAACACCCAAUCACUGGUCAAAAUGUACCCUUGAAAGAUGCUAUUGCAACUGAUUUUAUUAUGACUUUACCAUACCCGGUUGCACCAGAUAGCAUUGAAGUAACUAAAGCACUCGAAUCGGGUCUCAUAGAUGAAGAAAAAGGUGUAUUUGUUCAUCCAACAACUGGUACAUCUAUACCAAUCGUAGAAGCUGUUGAAUCUGGUCUCUUAAUUGUUAAAACACCAGCUAAAGAUGAAUGCGUCAGUACGAUUACAGAAACAGUGACGUCCUAUCAUACUAUUACAACAAAAACUAUUCAACUUUCUCCAGGAUAUGUUCUAUUAAAUGCUACACAAGUUCAGAACCUUGAAACUGGUGACACACUUACGAUCGAAGAAGCACGUGUUCGAGGAAUCGUCAAGGAUGAAUCUGAGAAGAAAGAACAAUUCACGACUAAAGAUAUUACGAUUACCUUCAGUGAUGCUGUUGAAAAAGGUUUGGUUGAUUUGAAUGCAGGAACUUAUACCGAUCCUAAUACAGGUGAUGUUAUGUCAAUUUCUAAAGCAGUAGAAGUUGGUAUCCUUGAUACCUCGGUUCAAAAAAGUCAGCCAGAUUCUUCUACAUCAACUACGCAAAACAGUUUAACCAUCGUAGAAGCUAUGGAACAAAUUUAUGAUGAUAAAACCGAAUCUUUCACUGAUCCCAAAUCCAAGAAAUCCUACAAUUUAACCGAAGCAAUAAAAGUUGGUUUGAUCGAACCAGAUUCUGUUUUGUACGAUGUAAAAACAGAUGAAACCUUAACCACGAAGGAAGCUAUUGACAAGGGUUUACUCGAUCCACAAACGGGAAAAAUAAAACAGAAAGAUGGAAGUAGUCCGAUAAGUGUUGCUGAAGCUGCUAAACUUGGACUCCUAGCAAUAGUAGCUGCUCCUGUUUUAGCUGGAAAAGCUGUAGUAGAUGCGAUUCAAACGAAACAAACUAAGAAACCUAGUCCACCUGUUGAAUCAAUUUCUGCAGUUACAGGACCAUCAAAUAAAACCGAUAAAGCACUUGAAUCUGAACGGAAAAGAUCACCCGACGAAAUAGAUGAAGCACCAAUAAGUCAAGAAUCGAAACUUUUAUCCACACCGAAAGCUACUACGAAAGAAAUUUUGCAAAAAGAAGAGAAAGAAGUUUGCGAUUCGUUCAUUGCUAAUGAAAAAUCAUUGACAAAACCGAUAGAAGAAUUACAAACAUCAAAAACACUUGAUACAGUUGAAUUGGAAGACAUUGAACGACACGAUGAAGAAGAAGAAGAAGAUUUGGAUGAAAAAUCGGAAGAAAAAUUAUUGAUAGUCGUAACGAAGGAUUUGUCAGCACGUGAUUUAGCUGAUCGAGGUGCAUUUGAUAUGGAAAACGAAAGAUUCGUUGAUCCUUCAACAGGUAAUAUCGUUUCGUUCAACGAAUUUGUUUUGGAUCUACAAAUUUUCGAUCCUGACAACGUUUGGGUAAAAGAUUUAUCAAAGAAAUCUGAUAAAUAUGUCACUCUUCGAGAAGCAAUUGAUAGACCAUUGGUAGAUAGAAACGUAGGUUACAUGGUAGACCCUAAAAGUGGUAAGAAAAUACCAUUUUUCGAAGCAGUCAAACUUGGAUGGAUAGAACAAAGACCAAGUACAGUUGAAAAGGAACCUUUAACUUUGAGCUUACAAGAAGCAGUAGAAUCAGGUGUUUGUGAUCCCAUAAACGCACAAAUUCAUGAUCCCAAAUCUGGAGAACCAUUGAGUUUAUCGGAAGCAGUUGAAGUUGGAUUGAUCGAUGCUGAAUCUUUGGCUGUUAGGAAUCCAAUAAGUGACGAAAUUUUACCUUUAUCAGAAGCAUUAGAAUCAGGUGUGAUAGAUCUGCACAGAGGAGUUGUCAUAAAUGUUGAAACAAGAACAGAAAUCGAUAUUAAAGUUGCUUUCUUAAAGGGUAUGAUAGUACCACGUGCUAGAAAACCAAUUUCUUUGGAAGCAGCGAUAAACAGUGGCAUAUACGAACCCAACACAGGAAAAAUACAAGAUCCUUUAACCAAACAAUUAGUGGAUGUUGAAGAAAGUGUUCGUAGAGGUAUAAUCGAUGCUUUUAUCACCGAAUGUCAAGACACAAAAGCUGGUUCUUUCGUUUCUUUGGACGAUGCAUUAACUAUAAAUCUAUUAAACUCAAAAAUGGGACGUUUGCAAGAUACAAAAGCUGGUGAACUUCUUCCUUUGGACACUGCAUUGAACCGAGGUUUGAUUAUAACUACACCAUUCGUGCCUUCGUUAAUAGAUGUUAUAGCACAAGAAUAUUACUCUCCUAAAACUGGUCUUGUCUUAAAUCCUGUGAACGGUGCUGAGAUGACAAUAAAAGAAGCUUUAACUACCGGUUAUAUCGAUGACAGAACAACUAUGAUAAAGGAUGAUAGACGUGACAAAGUUGUCUCGGUUAAGGAAGCAGCAGAAACAUUAUUAUUAGAUUUACAAAGUGGUUUGUUGAAUUAUCCUCAUUCCAUGACAUUGGAUAUUGCAUUUGAGAAAGGUUACUUAUUGAACACGACUAAACCUUGGACAUUACAAGAAGCUUUAGCUCAUCAGACCUACGAUCCCAAAACAGGUACGUUCACCAUCGAAGGUGAAAGCUAUUUGCUAGAAGAAGCCAUUGCUAAAGGGAUUAUUAAUCAGGAUAGUCCAUCAAUCAAGGAUCCACGAAACAACGAUAUCAUUUCUCUUGGUGAUGCUAUCAAACGUGGGCUUAUCAAUCCAAAAACUGGAACAGCUAUCGAUCCUUCAACAGGUGUACCACUUUCUUUAACUGACGCAUUGGAUCGGGGCCUAGUUGUUCCAGCCAAACGAAAAAUAUCUUUACCUGAAGCCAUAUUCAAAGGAUUUUAUGAUCCAAAAACUGGUCACUUCAUUAUCCCAGACACUCAAGAAAAAUUACCAACUGAUCGUGCCAUCAAAAAAGGUGUCAUUGAUACUACUACUGCUAUAGUUCGACAUGACAGUGGUGAUGUCAUAACUUUCACUGAAGCUAUAGAAAAACUCAUAGUAGAUCCUAAAACUGGUACUGUGGCUACCGAAAAAGGAAGACGUUUAGAUUUCCACGAAGCUUUAGAACGUGGUCUUCUAUUGGAAACACGUAGACCAAUGAGUUUCAGUGAAGCAAUCUCUAAAGGCAUAUUGGAUGACAAAACAAAUACAUUUUUGGAUCCACAAAGUGGCACUUAUUUGACCAUACUCGAAGCUAUUCAAAAACAUUUAAUCGAUGCAGAUUCCGUAACAGUCAAAGAUGUCAGAUCACCGUUUGUAAAAACAAUGCCAUUAAUGAAAGCAAUAGAAUUAGGAUACGUUGAUGGAAAUACUGGACGUGUUAAAGAUCUCAACAGAGGAAACGUUGAAAUGUCUUUACGUGAUGCUUACGAAUCUGGAUUGAUAAUAGACAACAAAGCAGCUGUUUCAUUGCAACGAGCUAUCCAUCAAGGAUUAUACGACGAUAAAACUGGAAAAAUUGUUGAUCCUGGUACUGGCAGAACAGUAACACUUCACGAAGCUAUGAGAAAGUGUAUAAUCGGACCUACCUUACCUUGUUAUUGGGAUAAACGUUCGGAAAGAUUGUUGUCAUUAGCUGAAACUUGUCGUGCUGGGGUGAUAGAUAGACGUUCGGGAAUGUUCAAAGAACCUGGUGCUAAUUGUACAGUGACAUUAUCUCUCGCAUUACAACAUGGACUGAUCGUUGAUAUUGAAAGCAUGGGAUUUGGAUUAUACGAAGCAAUACUUAUGGACAUGUACGAUUCUUCAUCUGGAAAAUUCAUACAUCCUUUGAACAAUAAAAAGCUUACAUUGGCUGAAGCUAUUCAAAUCGAAAUGAUUAAUCCAUUAAUUUCGAUAGUGAAGAAUGCAAAUACCAAUAAGUAUAUUCUAUUAGCAGAAGCGAUAUCUGAAAAAAUCAUUGACGAUAUUCGUGGCACGUACAAUACCUCAACAAUGACAAUGAAUUUACAAGAUGCCAGGAAAAAAGGUUUCAUUGUAACCUACAAAACUCCACUUUCUAUAGAAGAAGCUGUUAAAUGUGGUUUGUAUCGUGGUGACAGUGGGAAGUUCGCUAAACCAAUAGCCAAUGAAUUUUACGACUUGGUUCAAGCUUUGUCAGUCGAAUUGAUAGAUCCAGAUACAACAGCAUUGAAGGAUGCAACAACGGGACAAAUAAAAUCAUUGCAAGCUGGAAUCGAUGAUGGAACGAUCGAUGUUCCUAAAGGAAGAGUACUCGACCCUAAAUCUAAACGAUCAUAUAACAUAGACGUUGCAUUCGAACGUGGAUUAUUAGUGACAGUAGAAAAACCAUUGACCCUUCAACCCCAAAGAUCUUCGUUGGAUGAACAAAAGGUUUCACCUAAAGAAGGUAACACACGAGAGUGUACAGUAGAAGAAGCAAUCAAAUAUGAGUUGAUUGAUCCAAACGUAUCGGUCGUAAGAGACCCAAGAAACGGAAGGUUCGUUGUUUUAAAGAAAGCUCUUGACGAGAAUAUCAUCAACCCUACGGAAAAAGGUACGAUCGAACCGCAAAUUGGAAAAUUACAAAGCAGGUGCAUACGUUUUGGUGAAAACACAGUUUUCCUAAUCCCACCUUUAUCAUUCGAAGAAACCUUAGAAAAAGGACACCUGUCCUUUGAUACUGGAAAAGUAACAGACCCAAAUACCAACGAGCAAAUAACAUUGAAAGAAGCCGUCACACUUGGUAUCAUUGAUCCGGAUUCAGCAUUGAUAAAAGAUGCACAAAAGAAAAAAUUAGUCAGAUUACCUGAAGCAUUUAGGAAAGGAAUGAUGGAACCAGAAAAAGGAAAUGUUUUAGAUACAGAAACAUCCAAAUUGUAUACCCUUGCUAAGGCUGUAGAUAUCGGUUUAGUUAUGACACCCAAACAAGGCUUUUCGUUCAUUGAAGCUUUAGAAUUUGGCCUGUAUAAUCCGACAACAGGUGGUUUCCAUGAUCCAUUUUUACUAACUUCGGUGUUAGAAAGAAAACGCUUGACAUUGGCAAGUGCAAUAGAGGGGGGUUUGAUUGAUCCGUCAAGUACGGUUAUCAAAGAUCCUAUUACCGGUAAUAUUGUAAGUUUGUUGGAAGCUGUAAAUAGUGGGAAGGUAGAUAGUGUGGCGGGAAGGUUUUUUGAAGAUCCAGAGGGAAAGAGUAUCGACUUCGUGAAGGCCAUGGAACGUGGUUAUAUUCUCACCGCAGAAGCUAGGCAAGCGGUAGAAGAAAAAUACAAAUUGUGCGACGAAACGUUGUCCAAAUUGUUGCAAUGGAUAUCCGAAGUUGAAGAUAAACUUGCUAAUCAAGAUACUGUUAGAGAAGAUAUUGAUGAAUUAAGAAAUCAGAUAAACGUCAUGAAAGAGAUCAAAGAGGAUUUGGAAUCUCAUGGUCGUCAAGUUUCAUCAUGUUUGGAUCAAGUUCGUCAAGUUGUAUUAACUGGUAGCGACGUUUUAUCAAGUGAUGAAGUUUCAACAUUGGAAAAAAGUGGUAGAUCACUUAAAACAAGAUUUGACAAGACUACUGACCGUGCUGACAAAUUGGUCAGACGUUUGGUCGGUGCCAGAGAUGAAUUAUGCAAAUUCAAGAAUGAAUUGUCAACAUUUACAGUAUGGUUGGACAAAGCACGUAGAACUUUGGAAAAUAAAGAAAGAUCAUUAUCAGAUUUGAAUAAAUUAAGUAGCAGUGCUGAUACAACCCGUGAUUUUAUCAGCGACGUUAUAGCACACCAAGCUGAUCUUAGAUUCAUAACAAUGGCUGCACAAAAAUUCGUUGAUGAAAGUAAAGAAUAUUUACAAAUAUUGAAUGAAUUUAGAACAAGUUUGCCACAAAGAUUACCUCAUAAGGAACCAACAGCUAGUCAAGAUUCACCAGUAAGACAUGAGGUAUCAGUUGUUACAACACAAUACAAGGAUUUGUUGACACGUGCCAAUCAAUUGUCAGAUAGAUUGUCGGGUGUUGGUGGAAAACAACGUGAUUAUAAUGAAUCAUUGGAAAAAGCUAACGCUUGGUUGAGAGAAGUUGAACCUAAAGUACAUAGAAUAAUAUCAGAAGCAAUUGCAGCUGAACCUAAACAAGUUGAAGAUCAAUUGAACAAAGCUAAAGCAUUGAACAACGAGUUCUUAGCUAACGAACGUUUAAUAGACGUUGCUAAAAAUAGCGUGGAUGCAUUAUUAAGAUCACUCGAUGGACAAUUGACACCUCACGAAGUUGAUGCACUUCAAGAUCCAGUUAGGGUUGUUGAAGAUAAGUAUAAACAACUUAGUGAAGCAUUGCAAGCUAAAUGUCAAGAAUUGGAUACAGCAUUGGUACAAUGUCAAGGAGUUCAGGAUGCUUUGGAUGGUUUGGUUAUUUGGUUGAACAAUGCUGAAAGUCAAUUCAAGAAUCUUCAACGUCCAGCAAGUUUGCAAAAAGAACAUUUGGAAGAACAGCAAAGGGAACAACGUUUAUUGCAAGCUGAUUUAGAUAGUCAUCGUUUAAGUGUAGAUGCAAUUGCUGCUAGUGCCCAAGAUCUUUUAUUGAAUUCUAACAACGUACGUGUUGCCAAACGUAUCGAGGGUAAACUAAAAGAUGUACAAAGUAGAUUUGAAAAACUCAUGGACAAAUCAUUGCGACGUGGUGAAUUCCUCGACGAUGUUGUUCAAGCACUCAACGAAUUUCUCGUUGAAACAUCCAAAUUUGAAAGUUGGUAUUCGCAUAUGAUCGAAUCACUCGAAUCCAGAGAAUUGAACAAACUUGAUGUAUCCGAAUAUGAAAAUAAAAUGACCGAAUUGAUAGACAAACGGGAAGAACAAAAAGGAUAUUUCGAGGAUCUUAUUAAAAAUGGAAAGAAUUUGGUUUCUAAAAAGGAUAUUACUGAAGCAACAGCUAUCAGAGACAAAAUCAAAGUACUCGAAUCGCAAUGGAAAGAAUUAAACAAUCUUCUCGAUGAAAAACAAAGAUUAAGUAAAUCCAGGGCUGAACAAUUGUCAGCUUAUGAAAAAUUGCGAGAUCAAGUGAUCGAUUGGUUGACACGUACGGAAAAUAAAUUGCAAAGAUUGGAACCUGUGGCCGUUGAUUUGGACAAAUUGAAAAAACAAGUUGAAGAAUUGAAACCUAUACAAAAAGAAUAUCGCGAUUAUGGCGGUACUGUUGAUAAAAUAAAUGAUCUUGGUAUAGCUUAUGACAGUUUAUUGAAGGAACGUGGUGAAAGUCCAACUCGUCGUCGUGGUAGUACAAGCCCAACCAAAAGACCAGUACGACGUAUGUCACAAGACGGUCGUUCACCAUCUCCCACAAAAGGCUACGCCCUACAAAGUCCGGUAUCUCCAGGUGGUAGCAGCGGAUUUAGCAGCCGACGAUCUAGCCAAGAUGGUUUCCAUUUGGAAGAUUUAUCACCCGUUCAACAACAAUUGUCAGAAAUCAAUAACAGAUAUGGUUUGUUAGGUGUAAGAUUGACUGAUCGUCAAACAGAUUUGGAUAACGUUAAGGAAGAAUUAAGAAAACAUUUGGAUAAUUUGAAAACACUUUCACUAUUCUUGGACAAGAUUCAACGUCAAUUACCGAAAGAAAGUAUUCCAACGGUGAAAGAUGAGGCAGAUAAAACGGUAAAACAGAUCAAAGUAAUCGUCGAAGAAAUGUAUGAGAAACAAUCCCUGUUAGACAGUACAAGAACCCAAGUACGCGAUUUGGUCAGACGUAAAAAAGGUGCCGAUGGUAGUGACAGGUUAAACGACGAAAUGGAAGACGUAGCCAGUCGUUGGAAAUCAAUUUCCGACAGUUGCAAGGAUAGAAUUAAAUUUUUGGAAGAUAUCAAAGACUUUUACGACACAUUUGACGGUCUCAAUUCGUGGUUAGGUGCAAAGGAAAGAAUGUUGGGUGCACUGGGUCCCAUAUCGUCAGAUCCAAGAAUGGUUUCUAGUCAAGUUCAACAAGUUCAAGUAUUGAGGGAAGAAUUUAGAACUCAACAACCUCAAUUGGAUCAUUUGUUCCAAGUUGGUGAAAAUGUUCUCGCAAGAAUAUCACCUGAUUCACCGGACAAUCAAAAGAUCGGUCAAAAGUUGCGCAACAUUUUAGAAAGAUGGGCUGAUCAAGUAAGUCGUUUGGACGAACGUGGACAAAGUUUAGGUGAUGCUGUUGGUACCAGUCGGGAAUUCGAUGCAAGUCUUAAUCGUCUUCGCGAUGCACUGCAAACAAUUUCCGACAAUUUAGAUGAUUUACCUCUCGACAAGGAUCCGGAAGAACAAUUGAGAAAGAUUGAAAAUUUGGAGAGACAAUUGGAAGGACAGAGACCAUUGUUGGCUGACGCUGAAGCAGCUGGUGGACAAUUGUGCGAAGUAUUAAGUGACCCAGCAUCGAAAUCCGAGAUUCAUGGUAAAUUAACAGCUGUUGGUAAAUUGUACGUCAACUUACAGAAGAAAUUGGAUCAUAGGAAAGCUGAAAUCGAAGGUAAUCUUAGAGAUGGUAGACAAUUCGAAGCUUCUUGCAGUAAAACGUUGGGUUGGCUUGCCGAUGAGCUUGGUAAUAUGUCAGAAAAAUUAUUGGUUUCGGCUGAUCGUGAAAUAUUACAACAACAACUCGAUCAUCACGAACCUGUUUAUCGUAAUGUAAUGGCUAAAGAAUACGAAGUCAUAAUGCUACUUAACAAAGGACGCGACAUAAUCAAUCGUUCACAAAAAUCUGAAAAUCGUUCGUUACAACGUGAUCUUGAUAAAAUGCAAUCCCAAUGGGAUCGUUUGAAAAAAGAUACCCUCGACAGACACGUCAAGUUACAAACUUGUGCUGAACAUUGUAAAAAGUAUUACAGAGCACAGGACCAAUUUUUACCAUGGUUGAGACAGGCUGAAGAUAAAUUGGAAAGUUUAAAACCAGCAUCUUUCAAACGCAAAGAUAUUGAAAAACAAUUAAAGGAAUUGUCGUCGUUCAGAAACGAAGUUUGGAAGCGUUCAGGUGAAUUCGAAAAUAACAAAACACUUGGUGAAUCUUUCCUUGGUGCUUGUGACAUCGAUAAGGAAAUAGUCAAAAACGAAUUGAACGCCAUGAAAACAAGAUGGGACAAAUUGAACAAUGAUCUUUUGGAAAGAACGCAAUCCUUGGAGGACACCGCGCGUCAUUUGACAGACUUCGUUGAAAAUCUUCGUGAUUUGAAACACGAUUUACAACGUUGCGAAGACAAAUUGGCAUCUCACGACGCCCUUGGUGGUGCAGCUAAAGAUCCAAAACUUCUCGAUAGAAUUAAGAAUUUACGAGAAGAAACAGCUAGUUUGAAGAAGCCAUUACAAGGGGUACGUAAACAGGCGAAUGAUUUGGUAAAGAAGGCCGACGAACAAGGAGUGGAUGCAACACAUUUGCAAGAUGAAGUUGACAACGUGACCGAUCGAAUCGAUGAUUUGCAAGCAAAAUUAGAUGACAGGUGUAACGAAUUACAAAGUGCUGCAACUGCUAUGGCACAAUUCAACGAUCACGUUAAAAUUAUCAGUCAACACAUAGCAUCUAUUGAAAAAGAAUUAGAUUCAAUGAAAGCUCAUGGUCGUGAAAUUAAAAUCGUUCGUAGUCAAUUGGAAGAUAUCAGCAAAAUCGUACACAGAAUUAAUAAACUUUUCGAUGAAGCUAACGAUCUGGAAAGUCUUGGUGAACGUUUGGUCGACAGUGGAUUUGCCGCUGAUACCGUUGCAACCAGACAACAAAUAGAAGGUCUUAAACGACAAAUUGGAAAGCUCGAUGAACGUGCUCGUAACAGGGAAGAAGAAUUAACCAGUACGUUAAAUACAUUGCAAGAAUUUUAUCAAGCACUCGGUAACGUCAUGGAUGAAAUUGCUGAUGCCAACGAUCAAGUUAGAAAAUUCAAGCCAGUUGGUUCUGAAGUAGAUUCAAUCAAAGCACAGCAAGAAGAUUUCAUAGCACUUAAGAUGAACAAGAUAGAACCUAUUUCUAGCAAAGUUGAAUUUUGCAAUGCCCUUGGACGAGGACUCGUUCAAACUGCUGGUCGUGAUGUUAGCACCACAAAUAUUGAAAAGGAUCUCGACAAAUUGAACGAUAAAUGGAAUGAUUUACAGGAUAGGUUGAACGAACGUGACAGAAAAUUAGACGUAGGUUUACUCCAAUCAGGUAAAUUCCAAGAAGCUUUGAACGGUUUAGAAAAAUGGUUAACCGAUACAGAAGAGAUGGUUUCCAAUCAAAAACCUCCAUCGUCUGAUUACAAAGUGGUCAAGGCACAAUUACAAGAACAGAAAUUCUUGAAGAAGAUGUUGAUGGAUCGUCAAAAUUCUAUGUCAUCUUUAUACAACAUGGAACAAAAAGUAACGGCCGGUGCUGAUUCAAAGGAGAGAAAAGUUAUCGAGAAACAGAUGAAGAAUUUAAUGGGAAGAUUUGAUAAUUUGACCGAAGGUGCUGCAGAAAGAAUGGACGCAUUGGAACAAGCUAUGACCGUUGCUAAACAAUUCCAAGAUAAAUUGAUACCACUUGCCACUUGGUUGGACAAAACGGAAAAGAAAGUUAGGGAAAUGGAACUGGUACCAACCGACGAAGAAAAAAUUCAACAGCGUAUUUCCGAGCAUGCUGUACUUCACAGCGACAUAUUAUCCAAAAAACCGGAUUUCAGCGAAUUGACAGACAUAGCCAGCCAAUUGAUGGCACUUGUCGGUGAAGAUGAAGCAACUGCUUUGGCUGAUAAACUUCAAGACGUUGCCAACAGAUAUGCCACACUCGUCGAACGUUCGGAAGCACUCGGUGAACUUUUGCAACGUUCGAGACAAGGCCUAAGACAUUUGGUUCUCACCUAUCAAGAUUUGCAAGCCUGGAUGGAAGGAAUGGAAGUUAGGCUUUCGAAAUACAGAGUAUUGGCUGUUCACACUGAAAAACUUUUACAACAAAUGGAAGAUCUAGCAGAUUUAACCGAAGAAGUAUCUACUAGACAAACAGAAGUAGACAGUACAACCGAUUCCGGUUUGGAAUUGAUGAAACACAUUUCCAGCGACGAGGCACUCAGAUUGAAAGACAAAUUGGAUUCGUUGCAACGUCGUUUCAAUGAUUUGGUUACACGUGGAUCAGAUCUUCUUAAACAUGCACAGGAAGCAUUACCAUUGGUACAACAAUUCCAUGACAAUCAUAAUCGUUUGAUGGAUUGGAUGCAAGGAGCGGAAUCAGCUUUGCAAUCUGCUGAGACUCGCGAGGAUGAAAUCAUAAGAUUGGAAAUGGAAAUAUCAGAAUACAGGCCAGUUCUUGAUAAAAUCAAUGCUGUAGGACCACAAUUGUGUCAAAUAUCACCAGGAGAAGGUGCUGCUACUAUUGAAGGUCUGGUAACUCGAGACAACAGAAGAUUCGAUGCAAUUGCUGAACAAAUUCAAAGGAAAGCCGAAAGAAUUCAAUUGAGUAAGCAACGUUCUUUAGAAGUAAUCGGUGACAUCGAUGAUCUCCUCGAUUGGUUCAGAGAAGUUGACAAUCAAUUGCGUGAAGCCGAACCACCUAGUAGCGAACCUGAGAUAAUAAGAGUACAAUUGAAAGAACACAAGGCCUUGAACGAUGACAUAUCCAGUCAGAAAGGUCGUGUUCGCGAUGUCAUUUCAACGGCUAAAAAAGUAAUCCGUGAAAAUGCACAUCACGAGGACACGUCAACGAUACGCGACAAAAUGGAAGAAUUACGAGAAACUAUGGAACUUGUAUCGGGUCUUUCAUCUGACAGAUUGGGUGCUUUGGAACAAGCGUUACCAUUGGCUGAACAUCUUCGUGACACACACGCGGGUCUUGUCAGUUGGUUAGAAGAAGCUGAACAUCAAGUGGCCAUGUUACCGAUGCCUGCUUUAAGACCUGACUUGAUAGCAGCCCAACAAGACAAAAAUGAGAUUCUCAUACAAAGCAUCAAUGAACACAAACCUUUGGUAGAGAAAUUGAAUAAGACUGGCGAAGCUUUAACUAAAUUAUGCAAUGAGGAAGAAGGUUCGAAAGUACAAGAUAUCGUGGAUAACGAUAAUGCACGUUAUGCAGCAUUGAGAGCAGAACUUAGAGGUCGUCAACAAACAUUGGAACAAGCUUUGCAAGAAUCAUCCCAAUUUUCUGACAAAUUGGAAGGUAUGUUACGUGCGUUAACGUCAACUGCUGAUCAAGUGCACGGUGCUGAACCGGUUAGUGCACAUCCACCAAGAUUACGAGAUCAAAUGGAAGAGAAUGCAGCAUUGGCUGAAGAUCUUGCUCAAAGAUCGGAAGCAUAUGCUGCUGUAAGAAAAGCUGCUGACGAUGUUAUCAGUAAAGCAGGUAACAGAGCAGAUCCUGCAGUUAAAGACAUCAAACGUAAGCUCGACAGGUUGAAUCAAUUAUGGACUGACGUGCAAAGAUCAACGACGGAACGUGGCCACACCUUGGACGACACUUUGUCCAUUGCAGAAAAAUUCUGGUCAGAAUUGAAUGGUGUUAUGUCAACAUUGAGAGAAUUGCAAGAUGCAUUAGCAGGACAAGCACCACCAGCUGCUCAACCAGCUGCCAUACAACAGCAACAAGUUGCAUUGCAAGAAAUACGACAGGAAAUUGAUCAAACUAAACCCGACGUUGAACAAGUAAGAGCAUCCGGUCACGAAUUGAUGGGAUUAUGUGGUGAACCAGACAAACCGGAAGUACGAAAACACAUCGAAGAUUUGGAUCAAGCUUGGGACAACGUUACAGCCCUUUAUGCCAGACGUGAAGAAAAUUUAAUCGAUGCCAUGGAAAAAGCCAUGGAAUUCCACGAAACUCUUCAAAAUCUUUUAGAAUUCUUACAGGAAGCUGAAGAUAGAUUCGCUGACAUGGGACCACUCGGUAGCGACAUAGACGAAGUUAAAACUCAAAUCAAACAAUUGGCUAAUUUCAAAGCUGAAGUUGAUCCACAUAUGGUCAAGGUCGAAGCAUUGAACAGGCAAGCUGCUGAAUUGACUGAAAGAACAUCGUCAGAACAAGCGGCAGCUAUCAAGGAACCACUGGGUGCUGUUAACAAACGUUGGGAUGGUUUGCUCAGAGGUGUUGUUGAGAGACAACGACUUUUGGAAAAUGCGUUGUUACGAUUAGGACAAUUCCAACACGCAUUGGACGAGUUAUUAGUUUGGAUCGAUAAAACUGAUAGAACUUUGGAUAAUUUGAAAGCAGUUGCUGGUGAUCCACAAGUUAUCGAAGUGGAAUUAGCUAAAUUGAAGGUUUUGGUGAACGAUAUUCAAGCUCAUCAAACAAGCGUGGACACAUUGAACGAUGCUGGAAGACAAUUGAUCGAAGAUGGCAAAGGUACAGCAGAGGCAUCAACAACUGCAGAAAAAUUGGGCACGUUGAAUCGUCGUUGGAGAGAUUUGCUGCAACGUGCUGCUGACCGUCAAAGAGAAUUGGAGGAUGCAUUGCGAGAAGCCCAAUCGUUCACAGCUGAGAUACAAGAUUUGUUAUCGUGGUUGGGUGACGUUGACAAUAUGAUCGUAGCUUCCAAACCUGUCGGUGGUUUACCCGAAACAGCAUCAGAACAAUUGGAACGUUUUAUGGAAAUUUACAACGAAUUAGAACAAAAUCGUCCUAAAGUUGAAACCGUUUUACAACAGGGACAGGAAUACAUGAAACGUGCCGAUGCAAGUAGUGCUGGUGGUCUCAAUCACAAUCUAAGAACUUUGAAACAAAGAUGGGACAAUGUAACUGCACGUGCCAGUGAUAAAAAGAUCAAAUUGGAGAUAGCAUUGAAGGAAGCUACCGAGUUCCAUGACGCUUUACAAGCAUUCGUCGAUUGGCUGACAAAUGCUGAAAAGAUUUUGACGAAUCUCAAACCUGUUUCGAGAGUUAUGGAAAUUGUAUUGUCUCAAAUAGAAGAACAUAAACAAUUUCAAAAAGAUGUGGGUGUUCACAGAGAAACUAUGUUAAAUUUGGAUAAAAAGGGAACACAUUUGAAAUAUUUUUCACAAAAACAGGAUGUGAUACUUAUUAAGAAUUUAUUAAUAAGCGUUCAACACAGAUGGGAACGUGUUGUAUCAAAAUCAGCUGAGAGAACUCGUGCGUUGGAUCAUGGUUAUAAAGAAGCAAGAGAGUUUCACGAUGCAUGGUCGAAUUUGCUCAAUUGGUUGGACGAAACGGAGAAAACUUUGGACGAAGUUGCUACCGAUGGUCUUGGUGGAAACGAUCCAGAAAAGAUCAAAUCACGUUUGAACAAACAUCGUGAAAUUCAAAAAGCAUUGAGUGCUAAACAAGGUACUUACGAUACUACCAUGAAAAAUGGUAAAACGUUGAAAGAUAAAGCACCGAAAACUGACGAGUUAGCAUUGAAAGAAUUAUUGAUUGAAUUGAAGAACAAAUGGACAAUCGUGUGUUCUAAAUGUGUCGACAGGCAAAGAAAAUUGGAAGAAGCUUUAUUGUUCUCGGGACAAUUCAAAGAUGCAAUUCAAGCUCUUUUAGAUUGGUUAGGUAAAAUGGAAAAGAAUUUAUCUAACACUGGACCGUUGUAUGGUGAUUUGGACACCGUUACGAAUCUCGUUGAACAACACAAAACUUUCGAAAAGGAUUUGGAAUCUCGUAAAUAUCAAAUGGAAUCUGUCAUCAAAACUGGAUACGAAUUGCAAUCUAAAGCUUCAGUUGAAGAUGCUUCCUUGAUUAAAUCACAAUUGUACGAACUCAAUACAUUAUGGGACGCCGUGACUGAUCUGUCAUUGAAAAAAUCUGAAAGAUUGGAGGAAGCUAUGAGAGAAGCAGAACGUUUGCACAAAGCUGUACACGUUUUGCUCGAAUGGUUGAGCGACGCUGAAAUGAAACUCAGAUUCGCUGGACAAUUACCAGAAGAUGAACAAGAAAGUAGAAACCAAUUGAUGGAACAUGAAAAGUUCCUACGCGAAUUGAAAUCUAAAGAAGUGGAAAAGGACAAUACUUUGGAAUUGGCACACGUGAUUUUGGGUAAAGCUCAUCCCGAUGGGGCUGCUGUUAUCAAACAUUGGAUUACAAUUAUCCAAUCUAGAUGGGAAGAAGUUUCUAUUUGGGCUCAACAAAGAAAUCAAAGGCUUGAAAAUCACAUGCGUGGUCUACAAGAUCUGGACAAUCUUUUAGAGGAAUUGUUGGCUUGGUUGGAAGGAUUGGCAAACACAUUGAACACUCUUGAAAGUGAACCACUUCCUGACGAUCGUCCAACUCUCGAAAUGCUCAUUGCUGAUCACAGAGAAUUUAUGGAAAAUGCUAGCAGAAGGCAGAACGAAGUUGAUCGUGUUUGCAAAGCUAGACAAAUCAAAGCUGCUAAGGAAGGACGAAAAGUACCAAAAGCUAAAUCACCAGCACCUGUUAAGGAACAAUACCAAGAUGUGGAACAGGAACAACCACCUUCCAGAAAGCAAAGCCGAGCCAGCCCGGGUCGUGACAGGACGCCAGAUCUUUCAUUGCCACACAUUGGUCCACGUUUUCCACCGAAAGGAAGCAAAGGAGCAGAACCAGAGUUCCGUAGUCCAAGGGUGAAACUUUUAUGGGACAGGUGGCGUCACGUUUGGAUGUUAGCGUGGGAACGUCAACGUCGUUUACAAGACAAAUAUAAUUACAUUCAAGAAUUGGAUCGGGUUGCUAAUUUCAGUUGGGAAGAUUGGCGCAAGAGGUUCCUCAAGUUUAUGAAUCAUAAAAAAUCAAGACUGACAGAUCUGUUCAGAAAAAUGGAUAAAAAUAAUGACGGUCUUAUACCCCGUGAAGAUUUCAUUCAAGGAAUAAUGAACACCAAAUUUGAAACAUCUCGGUUGGAAAUGGGAGCAGUUGCUGAUUUGUUUGAUCGUCAUGGGGAAGGUUUGAUUGAUUGGAAAGAAUUCAUAGCUGCAUUGAGACCUGAUUGGGAAGAACGUCGUACUUACAAUGACACUGAUAAAAUACAUGACGAAGUUAAACGAUUGGUCAUGUUGUGUACCUGUCGACAAAAGUUCAGAGUUUUCCAAGUUGGUGAAGGAAAAUACAGGUUUGGUGACAGUCAAAAGCUACGUCUAGUCAGGAUUUUAAGAUCCACGGUUAUGGUUAGAGUUGGUGGUGGUUGGGUAGCCCUAGACGAAUUCCUAUUGAAAAAUGAUCCAUGUCGCGCCAAGGGAAGAACGAAUAUCGAGCUGAGGGAGCAAUUCAUAUUGGCGGAUGGUGUCAGCCAGACAAUGACAGCAUUCAGAUCGAAGCCAAGUCCAACGUCGACACUUCAACGUACACAAAUGUCCACACCUGGACCCAUCACCAAGGUAAGAGAAAGAAGCGCAAGAAGUGUGCCAAUGGGCCAAUCAAGGGCCUCCCGUUCAUCCCUAAGUGCAGGUACACCUGAUAGUUUGAGUGACAACGAAGGAUCAUUCAGAAUAACUGCUAGAAAAACUAGCACACCUUAUAGAAGUAAUCUCACACCAGGUGGUAGCCGACCUUCGAGUAGACCAGCGUCAAGGCCAGCAUCUAGACCAACAAGUAGGCCAGGUAGUAGGCCAGCUUCAAGACAAGGAAGCAAACCACCAAGUCGUUAUGGUUCAACACAAUCAUUGGACAGUACAGAUGAAGCAGGUACCCCAAGUCGAAUUCCUCGUAGAACAGCAUUAGGAACAACAGCAACAACACCAACAUCUAGCAGACAUAAUAGCAUUUCCGGUAGAAGAUUAGGUACACCUGUUAAUGGUGCAAGUUCUAGGCCACGUACACCAACUGGUUUGGUUAGUCCAGCUAGUGGCAGUGCAACCUCUAGGUUUGGCUCAAUCCAUAGAGCUUCAAGUAUACCAACCCUGACUGGUGUUGGAACACCUAUCAGCCGAUCUAGGAUACCUGUUUAUGUGGGAAUGGACAUAAAAUCCCCUCAAUCAACAACCAGCAAUAUUUCAACUCAUUCGACACAAAGCAACCAUUCUACAAUUUCUACCGAUUCUACUGGGAGCAGUUCCAUCUGUACAAAUUCAGCAACUAACAUCCCAUCGGCUGUUAAACACGCUAGGACACGUACACCUUCAAGUGGUUCAAGCACACCAUUACCACCAUCAUUAAAAUUAUCAAGAAAACCAUCAGGGGCUUCAGAUACUUCAGUUUCUAAUACAACGCCAAGUGGAACACGUAAAGGAAAACCAACCCCUAUUGAUCAAAGAGCACCAUUCCGAUUAUAAUAAUCUCGACGAUUUCUUCUUUGCCUAAUUGUUAUUAUUAAACAUAUUAUAUAUUUUUGUUUGUUUAUAAUUAACGAUACAAGCUUCUUAAUAA